AUGAGCUCAUCUGGCAAUAAGGACUUCCGCGAUCAACUGGGCAAGUUCCGUUUGGACUCGAUCAAUUGUACCUGGCCCUCUGAAUCCCAACCUCCACAUAUAGACGUGCCCGGUCAUUCUCGCAGCAAACGUGUGUCGACAGCCUGUGAUUUCUGUCGCAAAAGGAAGAAGAAAUGCGAUUUCCGAUACCCCAAUUGCUCGGCCUGCACUCGCGCCGGAGUCCGAUGCACCAUCCCCCCGCCCGGUCCUCAAGUCGCUAGCGCCUCCGUGCCCCGGGACCAGCUCGAGAAUCUUCAGAAACGUGUACAAUGGUUGGAGGAGGUUGUCCGACGCAAGUCGGGCCUCUCUGUGGCGGAAUUACCCACCGGCACACCACUAGAUGGCGAGGGAGAUCCGGAUUGGUGGUACCAGGUGCCCACAAUGAUUGCGACCGGGGGAAAUCGUUCUACAACCUCAAUACCUAGCCCUGCAGGCACUGGCUCUUCUGUGACGGCGGGACCCUCGGAGGCGUCAACCGGAGUAUGCCCAGAGCUCCCCAACGUGGGUGAAAUAUUCCGCGAUCAGCUCGAGCAUCGCCGACCGUCGGUCGCGCGACCAUCUUCCGCUCCACGGGUCCUACGUUUGUCGUCGCUGGAGGAAGCUGAACGGUUGGCUGGACAAUAUUUUGAUAGCAUGGGCUACCAAUACCCAUUCCUAUCCCGUCCGGAGUUCAUGAGCUAUCUGCGCCACAUCUAUACUGGUGGUAUUCCGUCGCCGGAAACACAUAACACUUAUCAUAUUGUCAUUGCCAUCUCGCUUCUGAUUGGGUCGGCGGACCCGAUGCAGGCUGCCGAUUUCUAUCAUGCCAGCCAGGAGACCCUCCCACUGGCAUUGCAGAAUGAAGACUUGGCAGCUGUGCGGGCGCUCCUAGGAUUGGCUUUGUAUACAAUGUUUGCGACUGCUGGGCCCAGCAUUUGGCAUAUCCUCGGUGCGGCGAUGAGGUUAUCGACUAGCAUCGGUCUUCAUAAAAUGCGGGCAUACCCUAGCAUUGCUGAAGAAGAGAUGGCUAAGCGUGCUUUUUGGAGCCUCUACAAUUUGGAUCGCCUCAUUGCCAGCACCCUGGGGCGUCCACUGGGAAUUGCCGACGAAGAUAUUAGUGUAAGCCUCUUGCGAGAGCUCAAUGACGAUGGAACAGAGGUGCCUGGUGCGAGCGCGACGACGAUUCCUCUGCAGGUGAUACGCUUGCGGCGGAUCUUUUCGCGCAUCUAUCAAUACUUAUAUAGCAGCCUGCCACGACUCCCACCCCAAGAAGCUACCGCUAUGCUCAGUCAAUUCCGCCGAGAGGUCGAUGACUGGCGCAUGAUGGCUCCAGUGUAUCCAUCGGCACUUCUCUAUUCCACUUCUUAUUACGAUUAUCUUUACUACACCACCAUUCUCUUGAUGUACCGUCCUAGCCCUCGCAAUCCGACUCCCGAUAUAAUCAGUAUUAUCAGUUGCGGUGAUUCUAGCAUCCAGGUGAUUCGAUCUUAUUGGGAUAGCUACUCGGUAGGCAAGCUGAAAUGGAUCUGGUUAACAUUGAGUCAAUUGUAUUUUGCAGGUAUCACUAUCCUGUGGUGCCUUGAGCAGAACGCGCGCUCCUUACGCGAAUCGCAGAACCCCCCCUGGCAGCCCGAAGAACAGACUAUGCGUCGUGGCAUUCAGGCGGUCGUCGUACUUUUGGAAGAAUUUGGCAAGCGCCGGCCUGGGGUUGAUCGGUUGGCAGAGACGUUCCGGCACCAAAGCACAAUGAUAUUCAGCCAAAUGGCUUACCAGCAACAUCAUCAUCAUCCUUACCAACCGCAGCCGCCAGCUUUAUCCCCUACACUCAUACCAUCUCAUCCGUCAAUGUCCUUGACUGCACCCCCUCCACCCCCUCCGCCCCCUCCACCCCCUCCACCCCCGGUCCCACUCGCUCCUGUCCUCGACGACGUCUUACUCGUUGAUGACAGUGGAACUGUUCCAUUGAUCGAUCCACAUAUGGCAGAUCAACUCCUUUACUCGUACAAUUGGUUCCAGGAAGAGAUGGCAUCCUACUAUACCCUUUGA
Messenger RNA from Penicillium paradoxum, 2064 nucleotides. Its product is annotated as putative C6 transcription factor. NCBI's taxonomy places the organism in Eukaryota, Fungi, Ascomycota, Eurotiomycetes, Eurotiales, Aspergillaceae. The record is from RefSeq and is a predicted model, not a curated record. Gene Ontology annotation, molecular function: DNA-binding transcription factor activity, RNA polymerase II-specific; zinc ion binding; sequence-specific DNA binding. The coding region runs from base 1 to 2064 and encodes 687 amino acids. The transcript is spliced from 2 exons. Gene Ontology annotation, biological process: DNA-templated transcription; positive regulation of transcription by RNA polymerase II.